AUGUGGCCCGGGAUUCAGGUCAAGGUUUAUUACAAAGCUCAACGCCUCCAGGGCCCGCGGCGCAACGGUGCAAAGGCCGAGGUUCGUCAAGGUUUUUCCUCCCCUCUCACUGACGGUACGAAAACUUGGCCCGGUGCGGAGAAGGAAGAGGGGGAGGAGGGGGAAGAAGGCAGGGAUUGCUGCUUCUGUGUGGGUUUAUGCGCGUCGUUCAAUGCUGCUCGUCUUCUGUUCCACGGGGUCAUCGUGACGCAAUGGAUUUCCUGCCACACGGGAUUUCAGCCGCAAUUGCUCCUCAAUUCGGAGACCUCGAGGCGAGGGCGAAGCUUGCCAGUUCCCUGCCCGAGACUUUCAUCGCGGAAAAGGAGCAAUUGGGGUAACCAGGGAAGAUGCACUUUUAACGUGUCUUGCGGUACGAAGUACAGUAUGCUCAACGCCUUCGUGCAAAGAUAG
This is a messenger RNA of Purpureocillium lilacinum, 450 nucleotides long. NCBI's taxonomy places the organism in Eukaryota, Fungi, Ascomycota, Sordariomycetes, Hypocreales, Ophiocordycipitaceae. The record is from RefSeq and is a predicted model, not a curated record.